This is a messenger RNA of Trichoplax adhaerens, 438 nucleotides long. RefSeq lists its product as uncharacterized. NCBI's taxonomy places the organism in Eukaryota, Metazoa, Placozoa, Uniplacotomia, Trichoplacea, Trichoplacidae. Bases 1 to 438 code for a protein of 145 amino acids. The transcript has a single exon. The record is from RefSeq and is a predicted model, not a curated record.
AUGGGAAACUCACCAUCAACCGGAGAUGAAGAUAGAUUGGAUCUGUACGCAGACGUUGACGAUGAUGAAAUAAGCGUCGACAUUUACGAAGUAGCCGAAAAAGCUGAAGAAAAAUAUACCAAGAAAUUACUUUUCUUUAAUCGUGAUCUACCGGAAGGCGGUUCCAAUGGCAGAGAUAGAUUUAGAUCAUUUCUAUCAAAUGUCUUAAGUUACGGCAAGCCAAAGACCCGCAAAAGUGAGCAAACUGUUCCACUUAUCAACGAUCGUAAAAAUUCAACUAAUGAUCAGGACUACUGUAGUCAUGCACCGGAAAGGUUGAAAAAUAACCACAAAGAAGAAAUUGCUCAAGUUGUUAGGGAAGAGGUCAAUGAUCAUGUCAAAAAUUUACCGCCACCGUAUAAUCAUAUCAGUGUCAGCCACUUGCAAGAUCAACCGUAA